Molecule: messenger RNA, 943 nt
Organism: Cladocopium goreaui
Lineage: Eukaryota; Dinophyceae; Suessiales; Symbiodiniaceae
Source: the annotation of a GenBank genome assembly
AUCUCAUCUCGCGCGAAACUCAUGUCGGAAGAGCGUUUCGCCUCUGCUGUUGUACCCGGCCAGAAGCGAAACCAGAAUAAACCCGUUCGGUCUCACAAGGUGGUUUUUCUUGGGCAAUCCGGUACUGGCAAAACGUCUCUGAUCCGGCAGUUCGUUUACAGGACCUUCGAACCAUGCUACCAGGCAACAGUGGGGAUGGAUUUUGUCUCCAAACUGGUCACGUUGGAGGCUGGGCAUAAGAUUCGACUGCAACUCUGGGACACAGCGGGCCAAGAGAGGUUUCGAGCAUUGGUGCCCAGCUACCUCAGAGAUAGCUCUGUUUGUGUGAUUGUCUACGACGUCACAUCUAGGGAGUCUUUUGAUAGUGUCUAUGGCUGGGUCGAGCAGGUUCUGGAGGACAGAUCAAGGAAGGAGGUGAUACUUGCCUUAGUGGGGAACAAGGUUGAUCUUGAGGCUGACCGACGCGUGCAGCACUCCGAGGGAAGAGCAAUGGCCGAGGAGCUGAACAUGCUCUUCUUUGAGGCAAGCUCUUGCAAGCCUGACUUGGUUGAUGCUGUCUUUAAUGGAAUUGCAGAAGGUCUGUCUGCAGACCCCAAAGCGGAGUCUGAUGAUGAGAUUGUGCUGGAACCACAGCGACACCGUGAGGCUUCGCACAGACGGAAAAAGUGCUGCUGAUGCCACUGAUGUGAAUCCACGCCAAAUUGGUUUGGCAGUCGUACAUUAUAGUGGAGAGGAUGACUGAAGAUGCGUCCUAAGUGGUCAGCCAAGACGAAAUGUCUAUCACAUACAGUUGCUGUUGAUCUGGAGAUACGCACCAUGUUAGUAGCCAAGUGAUUUGAGAGAAGGCCCACAAGAUGACGCUUGUACAUAUUCGAGGAGCCUGGCCAGAAUAUGGCUGGAUUCCAAAAGCGCACCUGCAAAAUGGCAAAUGCUUUCGAACGAA